Messenger RNA from Oldenlandia corymbosa var. corymbosa, 1613 nucleotides. NCBI's taxonomy places the organism in Eukaryota, Viridiplantae, Streptophyta, Magnoliopsida, Gentianales, Rubiaceae. The record is from the annotation of a GenBank genome assembly.
CAGUUCUCCUUUAAAUACAUGUUGCAAAGUAUAUUUAGGUAUUUAUUACUAUUAUUUAUUUAAUUUUGGGACAGAGAGAGUAGUAUAUUGUACAUUGCCACGAGCAUGAUUAAACCCGAGAUCCUAGCCGUUAGCAAGAGCGCGAAUGUACCAUAACUCCUUUCAAAUGAGCCCAUACCUACCAGUAUAAAUUUGACAUCUUUGGGUCAUAUUCUCAAACACGCGAUAGGCAUGGCCAUCAACGAAGACCGUGAAGAACACGACACAUUCACUCCUCCGUACCUCCAUCUAAUCUCCGCGUUUCUUGCUAUGGAACCGCCGGACGUCAUGAUCUCAUUGGCAAGGGAGUGUGGCGGUGGUUUUAUUGGGGAUAGAGUUCAGAGCUUCAUUUGGAAUGGUUGCAUUUGUGAAGCAAUGAAAAUUGGGUUAUGCCAGGGACCUUACCUUAGAAGGGUUCUGAAGAAGUUAAUUGCUGAAAUUGAGUCCGAGAGAGGCGUUGUUUUGGAUGAAUUAUACGAGCAUUAUGCUUAUAUUAUGGCCUCUUCUAAGGAUGAUAAUUCUGCUGAAGGGAAGUCAAAGAUUGUGAAAAAAAUUUCAUUUCUUUUUCCUGAUGAUUGUGCUAAGCUUCUAAGCUGUCCAAAAUCUAAGAAAUUGGAAGUCUCACUCCAGUGUUCCCUAAACUUGCUCGAAGGAGAUACGGGGUGCUCCAUCUGGCCUUCGAGUCUUUAUCUUGCAGAGUUUGUACUCUCUUUCCCGGAAUUAUUCUUCAAUAAAUCCUGUUUGGAGGUUGGUUCUGGUGUGGGUUUGUUGGGUGUUUGUCUGGCCCAUGUGAAGGCCUCUUCUAUCAUCCUGAGUGAUGGUGACCUGUCCACUUUGGUGAAUAUGAGGCAAAAUGUGGAGUCUAACCUUAUGCACUCCAACACUAAUGUCCCAGAAGUAAACAAGGACCCCACUAUGGUGCAGUGUGUUCAUCUACCCUGGGAAUCUGCAACAGAGACUGAGCUGCGAAAUUAUGCCCCAGACAUAGUGUUGGGAGCCGAUGUGAUUUAUGAUCCCGUGUGCCUUCCGCAUCUAGUCAGAGUGCUGUCUAUUCUUCUCAAGGGCAGUACACCAUACGAUGCUGACAAGUCCCGGAUGGCUAAUCAAAGCACUGCAACGUGUUCUGGACGAUCAUUUCCGUUCCUGGAUCCAUGCCCUGUAGCCUACAUAGCCUAUGUGAUUCGUAAUCUGGAAACUUACAAUUGCUUUCUUCGGUUAACAGAGGAAGCGAACCUAUGUGUCACUGACAUGACUGAAGCAAUGCAGCCAGUGGACUUGCUUCCGUAUGCAAAAUCUUACGAGCGAUCCAGGGUCCGCAUCUUUAGCAUCGCGUAUUUGUAAUUGUACUGUGUUAAGAGUGCUUUAGAUAUUCUGAUUCUUCCCUAAUUGAGUAAUGAUAGAAAAUAUGACCAUAGUAACAGCUGGAGUUUUGGUAAAGAUAAUGGAUUGGUAUGUGGAGACGACUUGAAAUAAUGCAAUUAAUGAGGCAUACUUUCUCUAUUUUAUACUACAUUCCUUGUGUUCCAAACAAAUGAAUCUCAUUUCUGGAACUAAUUACAUCAUUUUGGCUUUCG